This is a messenger RNA of Necator americanus (New World hookworm), 591 nucleotides long. RefSeq lists its product as uncharacterized. Gene Ontology annotation, molecular function: signaling receptor activity. Lineage: Eukaryota; Metazoa; Nematoda; Chromadorea; Rhabditida; Ancylostomatidae. The record is from RefSeq and is a predicted model, not a curated record. The coding region runs from base 1 to 591 and encodes 196 amino acids. The transcript has 8 exons.
AUGGAGAGUGGGGAAAAACAACUUCCAAAAUGGGUACAGAUUGCUUAUCCGAAGAUUUUUAUAAAACGAAGCUGUUCGUCACUUUUUACACCGGAGAUGAAGUCCUUACUGUUCCUGUUGCUACCAAUGCUGGUGUUUUCUCUUCCCGCAAGAUCCAACUCUGACAACGCGAACUGUGACUCCGACUGGACCUAUUUCGAUCUUACGAAGUCCUGCUAUUACGUAGGAAGCGACAACACCUUCGACUCCGCCGAGGCAGACUGUAAAUCCCUCGGUGGCCACCUCACAUCCAUCGUCAACGCCUUCGAGAACAAUUUCGUCGCAUCGCUUACAGAAGUCGGUCAAAAACAGGAUACUAAUGGUAUGACUUGGAUUGGGCUUCGAUAUCAGCAGAAUAAGUGGACCUGGAUGGACGGCAGCGACAGCAGUUACCUGAACUGGAUGAAGGGAAAACCAGAAAAGGAUGCCAGCAAAUACGCCUGCGCUGAGAUACUGCAAGACGACUACAAGGGCGCCAAAACGCAAUGGAACGAUGUGGAUUGUGGAGUCAGAAUGAGGAAAUAUGUGUGCAAGAAGCCAGCAGUCAACUAA